CCCUUAAUUCAAACAUGAAAUAAUUUAUCCAUGCGAAUAUACGCUCGUAAUUAUUCUUGCUCGACCUAAUGAUCGAUAGAAAAUAAAGCAACACAAAACACUAUCUAUGAAGAAAAAAAAAUCUUCUAAUAGAAACAACACGUGUUUCGUAUAUUUAUAGUUUACAAAUUAUCAGUACGCUGAACUUGCACCAUCGUGAUAAAGAAAAUAAUAACAAGUUGCCGAGGUCGUUUCAAUUAAAAUUUCCUUCUAUCAAUCGAUAUCGUAUAACGAAGAAAGCUAGCAAUUUCAUGGAACGAAAAGUGUUUCGUGAAUGAAAACAGCGAUAAACCAGCACGAAAAUGCGUCCGAAGUAAAUUCACAUCGAAAAAAUUCAAACUUUUCGAAUUUACCAUUCGAACAUCGCAGUUGACGGUACCGCCGAUAUCUUUGAGUCGAAUGUUAAAGUUAACCUUGUUCUUGGCCUAGUUUGUCAGUAACGAUGCAGGGGAGGAAGCUCGAUAUUUUCAAGGGAUGAUACCCGGAUAAUGGAACGAAUUCUCGGCGCGAGAGAUUUCCACAGAUAUUUUUUUGGUGGAAUUGCGUCGUGCCUGGUCUACAUUCGAAGACGUGGUGUCGAUUCGACGACGUAUACGUCCAGCGAUGCAAAAAUGCCAACGGCGUACGUAAAUAUCCUGUAACGUUAAUUGCGUGACGUAAAAAAAAAAAGGAUUUUAUGAAUUAUAAGAGGAGUUGCGAAACAUCACGAGCUCGUACGAGCGUGCUGUUUCCCUGGAUGCGUGAUAAUUUACGCACUAUGAACACAAUAACUUGAGAAUCGUCACCCACGUAUUUGCAAGUUUUCAGGUUAAUCAAGAGGCACAUGACAGAUAUAGAAUUUUCCCGCCGAUUUUCGAAAUGUCACAUUAUCGUUGUAUUCGCCUGAGCAUCGUAUUGUUAUUGAUUUCUCGUUAAUCUGUGAUUCAAAUUCCAAUAAUCUUGGCUAAAUGAAAUUUAACGAACUCUUGGACAAGAAGAUAACUCUGGUUUAUUCCUAUUGGAUAAAUACCGACCGAUAACUCUUCUUACAAAGUAGUUUUAAACUAUAAAUACUUAUUCUAUCAGGCGCAGAGUUACCGAUAUUAUCCAUGCAGUUCUAUGUAGAUAUGAUAGACAAAACGAAGAGUUGCAGAGUGUUAGUGUAUCGGUCAUUAAGGUGAAUAUAAGUUUUGAUACGUAUCAAGAUGGCAAUUGGAAGUAUUAUCUGUGGAGCCAGUACUCCCAAAAUGAAGAGAAAAAAGGCAAAGGCAACCGAACGCAGCUGGAUAGAGGCGACUUUUCAAAAAAGGGAAUGUUCAAAAUUUAUUCCAAGCGCUAAAGAUGAGCACAGGUUUAUGCAAGUACACGGAGAUAAGAAUGCAGAGUAUGAUGUGAUCACCACUUCCAGAUGUUGUUGUGGAUAUUCUUACACUCAUCACUGCGGAACUGGAGCAGACGUACAAAGUUUUACUGCUAGUAAUACCAAAGAGAAGGAUCGAGAGCAAUGGUCACCCGGUAAAAAUACGCGACCAUUUCCAACCGAUGCGUACGGAACAAUUGAAUUCCAAGGUGCGCAUCCAACGAAAGCACAAUAUGUGAGACUAGCUCAUGACACAAGGCCAGAGCCGAUAGUACAGUUGCUGUGCAGGGAGUGGAAUUUAGGUUUACCGAAGCUACUGAUUACUGUACACGGUGGUCGUCCCAAUUUCGAUCUUCAGCCUAGUUUAAAGAAAGUUUUGAGGAAGGGUUUAUUGAAGGCUGCUAAAACAACUGGCGCAUGGAUAUUCACGGGUGGGACGAAUACAGGUGUAACAAGGCAAGUAGGAGAUGCAUUGCUAUUAGAGAGAUCCCAAAGACAAGGACGCGUCGUGAGCAUAGGCAUUGCUCCAUGGGGAAUUUUAGAUAAAAGCCAUGAACUCGUGGGCCGAGGAGGCGAAAUACCUUACGAUUGCGUUUCAUCUCCAUGGACCAAAUAUGCAGUCCUAAAUAACCGACACGCAUAUUUCUUACUGGUGGAUAAUGGGACCGGUGGACGGUACGGCGCAGAGAUCGUGUUGCGCAGAAAAUUAGAAAAAUAUAUUUCCAAUUUGAAAUUACAGCCGUAUACGCAUAGCAGCAUUCCUGUCGUGGCGUUAGUCAUCGAAGGAGGAACGAACACGAUACGUUCAGUUUUGGAGUACGUUACGGAUGAUCCGCCUGUUCCUGUAGUAGUUUGCGAUGGCUCGGGUCGCGCAGCUGAUCUCAUCGCUUUCAUGCACAAGUACGCGUCCGACGGUGACGGAGAGGGGGGAGAAAACGAGGGACCAUUAGAGAGUAUGAGGGAACAGGUGUUGGAAACGAUCAAGCGCACGUUCAAAGUCACUUCCGAACCGGCGUGCCAAUUAUACUCGGAACUUUUGCAGUGUACGCGUAAGAAGCACUUGAUAACGGUAUUUAGGAUAACCCAAGAUCGCCCCCAAGAGCUCGAUCAAACGAUACUGACAGCUUUAUUCAAGUCGAAACAAUUGUCUCCAGCCGAACAGUUGUCGCUAUCUCUAAUUUGGAACAGAGUGGACAUAGCGCGCAGCGAAAUAUUCGUGUAUGGACAAAAAUGGCCACCGGGUGCUUUGGAACAAGCGAUGAUGCAGGCUUUGCAACACGACAGGAUCGACUUCGUGAAGCUUCUCCUGGAGAACGGGGUUUCCAUGCGAAAGUUCUUAUCCAUUCCGCGUCUCGAAGAGUUGUACAAUACCAAAGAAGGUCCUUCGAACACGUUAGGCUACAUCCUGCGAGACGUGCGACCGAAUAUUCCACGUGGUUACAUGUACACGCUGCACGACAUCGGGCUCGUGAUAAAUAAAUUAAUGGGCGGCGCGUACCGUUCCCAAUACACUCGCAGAAAGUUCCGUUUGAUUUAUACCAAAGUGAUGAAGAGAUCCGGAGCCCAUCAGCAGCACAUGCAUCGAAACAGCUACGUGUGGGGUAACGCUACGCGUUACUACGCCGGCUCUGGUAACAAGCAAGAGAGUUCGACGAUAAGUCUACUCGCGGAGACGUUGCCAGCUCAUCCCGAAACGCCUCUCUUCGAGUACCCUUUCAACGAGCUGCUCAUUUGGGCUGUUUUAACGAAACGUCAGCAAAUGGCGUUGCUGAUGUGGCAGCACGGCGAGGAAGCAUUGGCCAAGUCGCUCGUCGCCCUCAAGUUGUACAAAGCCAUGGCUCACGAAGCUGCCGAGGAUGACCUCGAAACGGAAGUGUACGACGAGCUACGAAACUAUGGAAAGGAAUUCGAAAAUAUUGCACUGGAAUUGUUAGAUUAUUGCUAUCGGCAAGAUGACGAUCAAACGCAACAGCUACUCACUUCUGAACUUCAGCACUGGUCUGGCCAGACGUGUCUUUCCCUAGCUGUCACGGCUAAUCAUCGUCCCCUUUUGGCGCACACUUGCAGUCAGAUUAUCUUAGCUGAUCUGUGGAUGGGCGGUCUUCGAACAAGAAAGAAUACAAAUUUGAAAGUCGUACUCGGACUGGUCUGUCCAUUUUAUAUAGCGCGUUUGGAAUUUAAAAGUCGCGAAGAGUUACAGUUAAUGCCACAGACUCAAGAGGAACACUUGAUUGCUCUUGAGGAUGAGAAGGAAGACAGUGAUUCCGAGCAUGGUGCGCCAACUGGUCCCGAUGUCGAGGCUUUGAUCAGCAACGAACACACCACGGCAGUAGUAAAGGAAACAAUCGUACAAGAAAAUGGGAAAGUCCUGACGGAUAACGACGACGGUGUUCAACGUUCGUACGACAUUCACUCUGAUUAUUACGAUAUUAAAACUAGCAGGCCACUACGACUGAAGAAAAAGUUAUACGAAUUUUAUACGGCACCUAUCACAAAGUUCUGGGCAAAUGCUAUAGCGUACAUCAUUUUUUUGGUUCUCUUCUCGUACUGCAUCCUUAUACAUAUGGACGAUCAUCCGUCGCUGGCAGAGAUUUACGCGAUCACGUAUGUUUGCACGCUGGGAUGCGAGAAAGUACGCGAGAUCGCUACGUCGGAGCCAGCCACACUUUCGCACAAAUUUAGCGUGUGGGCAUGGAAUAUGUGGAAUCCUUGCGAUGCAGCAGCUAUCAUUUUUUUUCAAAUUGGUCUAGCGUUACGCUUGCGACACUCCACUCUCGACAUCGGUCGUGUCAUUUACUGCGUCGAUUGUAUUUAUUGGUACCUACGGAUAUUCAAUAUCCUCGGUGUAAAUAAGUACUUCGGUCCUUUGGUCACCAUGAUGGGAAAGAUGGUGAAAAAUAUGAUAUACUUCGUGGUGCUUUUAUUAGUCGUGUUGAUGAGCUUCGGAGUCACGCGGCAAGCUAUUUUAAAUCCCAAUGCUGAGCCUAAAUUAAAAAUUAUUCGAGACAUAUUCAUGGAGCCAUAUUUUAUGUUGUACGGAGAAGUAUACGCGGAUAAUAUAGACCCUGAUUGCGGAGACGAACCAGGAAUGAUACCAUGUCUUCCAGGCCGCUGGAUCACACCUGCCGUAAUGUCCGUUUAUCUCUUAGUCGCGAACAUUUUACUGAUAAACCUUUUGAUUGCGGUUUUUAAUAAUAUUUUCAAUGAAGUAAACGCGGUGGCGCACCAAGUUUGGAUGUUCCAACGUUUUACUGUCGUUAUGGAGUACGAACAGAAACCAGUUUUACCUCCUCCACUCAUUGUAGUUUGUCACAUAUAUCUGCUGGUGAAAUAUUUGCUGCGAUAUGUGACUCAAGGGAAAGCGAGUACGGGUGAAAUAAACGACAACGGGCUCAAGUUGUUCCUUGAGCGCGACGACAUGGCGCGCCUAUACGAUUUCGAAGAAGACUGCGUCGAAGGAUACUUCCGCGAGCAAGAGCUGAAGCUGCAAAUGUCCACGGAGGAGCGCGUGAAGGUUACAACGGAGAGGGUCGAGAAUAUGCAUCAGAAGAUAGAAGACAUCGAUAAGAAGGAGCACACUCAGAACGCUUCGCUUCAGGCAGUGGAAUUCCGUAUACGUAAGCUGGAAGAGUUGAACGAGCAGACUCUGGCUCAUUUGGGGGUCAUACAUCGGUUCAUGGCGACGCACAUGCCCAACAUAGAAGCCCUAUCUGGUUUCGACGUAGAAGGUCGCGUGCGCAGGGUAUCGGAACGUUCGGAAGUUCUGUCGGAGACAGACUCUCAUACGCAGCUACCGACUAUCACGCUGAAACGUAAGAGGCUCGUACGGUCGUUGACCGAUGGCACGUUCCUCAAUCUAGGUCAGCCAUUGGACGACGACGUUCUGAAACAGUCAGAGGCAAUCGCGUCUCGCGAGAAUCUGAGCAGAAACGAAUCGUCCGUGAGCGGAGAUGGACACUGUCAGGACGACGUGAAAACGACAACGAGCCAGGAAACGGAAGUGAGCAAAGGAGACGGCGAAGGGGAAACGAUAAAGAAGGAAUCCCAGUCGGGGAGCAGGGAACUGAGCAUGGAUCCCAGCGGGGACCAGAGCAGAGAGCCUAGUAGCAGAGAGUUGAGCACAGACCCUAGCAGACAAACCAGCAGGGAACUGAGUAGAGAUACCAGUAGGGAUGCCACGAGCAGAGAGGCUACGAGCAAAGAACCUAGCAGAGAGGCGAGCAGCGAGGCGCCAGCCUCGGAACCAACCAGACAAGAUUCCACGGAACGUCCCACUCGACAGAACAGCAGGACACGUUCAGAGUCCGACGACGUGAUGGUCCCCUCUGGCAUCGCGAGAGGCGUGACCUGGGCAGAGCCACGAGUCGCGGUAAUUCCAUCCGUGUCGUCGACGAGCAGCACUCAACGCUCGAUUCUUCUGGCGAUGCGAGCAGAAUACACGAGCAUAACGGACGAACUAGAAAGUUACUGCGGACUCUUGAGUCCACCUCGAACGCCACCUAUUUCUCCGCCGCCUUCGAGAGCCAGACACCACUCCGGGAUGUCUAACGCAGAGAUGGCUUGGCAAAUCGAGAACGAACACCUGCGCGAUGCCGAGGAAUGCGAUUACCAACAGAUGGAGGAUCUGAUACAAAGAAGGUACAUAGAGGACGACGACGAACCUCUGCAUACCUCGGACGAAGCGAGCGGCGGCGGUCCUUUCUUCAUAUCGAACGAACACAGACACCAGCUACGCAGAGCCUCUGCCAUCGACGAAGAAUCUCGCAGGCCCGCGCCUACUAUCAGUGUCACGAGAGAAAUCGAACAGACGCUAUCGAGGCCACCGAUUCGCGACUCCGAGAGCUCCGAUCCCAACGACAAGAAUUUGAACACCGUACCUGCUCCUGCUUCGGAGACCAUGUGCUGAAUAUUAUCCAUAAACGCUAACCUAACUUCAACAUACGUAUAAAAUUGAUCAGGCUCGACUGCGAGCUGAUUUCUACCGAGCGAUUUAUACGCCUAAUAAGUGCUCGAUUCGUAAGAAAAUUGUGAUGGUAAUUAAGGUAAGCCGGUACGAGUCGAAGUAGACUCGUUAACAAAGGCAUAGUUUACAAUCGAAAUCUUUACCAUGCUAAAAAGUAACGAAUUUUAAAGUUCAAUUUAAACAUUUUUAUUUGUAUCUUAUUCGUACCUUUUGUAAAUUUGAUAUGCUUAGUAUGAAGGUUAUCAUCGCGAUUCAGAGAUGGGCGAUAUUUAAUAUUCGCUUAAUAACGAUUAGACCGAAUUACAGGAUGAAACGAUACUUGGCGUUGGACGAGCGAAUAAGUCCCAUCGCCAGGUGAAUUACCGUCUCUAGUAUCCGAAUGUAAUCGCGCCCAUCUCUGCCCAUAAACGUCGUCGAAUCGAAUGCUUACUGCGCAUUAUUUCAAUUCGCGUAUCAAGAAUGAGUACGCUGUGAACAGAUUUUUAGCUCCAAUUUUUUCUUUUUUCUUUCUUUCUUUCUUUCUUUUGUUUUUUUACAAUGUUUUAAACAUAUUUCUUUUUUAAACUAAUAGCUCGAUUACUUUUAUCUUUGAGUACUUGGCGUAUUGUACAUAUAUGCACAUAAAUUUGUAUAUACAAACGUGAAAAUUAUUCGAUUAACUCGGCUAUUCGAGAAUUGUACAUUGCAAUUUGUUGUCACGUAGCUUCCUUUUUCGUUUGAUCGUUUUUAGCAAUUUUACAUAACUAUAGGGCAUAUUUUAAUUUGUAUGUUAUGCAUGUCCGUGGACAAUUUUACAAAUUAUUUAUAAACCUAGUACAAUCAUAAAGGAAAUCGACUCUUGCGAUUCGCGUUUCAAAUACUCAAAGAAAUUGUACGGAAAUGAACGUCGCACAAUAUUACACGUUCAUCGCUGUAAUUUAUUUUUAAAACUUUCAGCUUUCUAACGCUUCCAAUAGCAAACUAAUUUUAUAAAUGUCCGCUACGAUGUUAAUAAUAAUUUCAGCGUACAUAAUUAUAGCUAUAAUUUCCAUGUAUACGAUCUAAUUAGCAGCCGGUAUCUAGGAAGUAUCCGGUGUAAAUGUACACAUGGCGAAUAAGUGAAGAUAUUUUUCGAUUCUUCGCUUCAUUCACUCUGUCCGAUUGCUUGUUAAAAAUAAUAUCGUCGACUUUGUGUAUCGUGUAGCGCACUCGAUCGUGUUCGUGCGCGGUCGAUCGCUAUCAACAACAUUAGGAUUUAUAAUAUACCAUAGAUAAUACGUACGCGCACAAUAUGUUUAAUGCAAAGAAGGUCUCAGUUGCAACGACGUUGGUUAUGUUUCUUUUCGAACGUACCGAUCGGUUCAAUACUUAUUUGCGCCUACUUGGAAAUUCCAAUUCGACGUCGCGGUACUUUCGACCAAACCAAUUGCGUUCCGAGGAGAUCUUGUGUUACCGUCGCUUACGUGAAACGUAUUUAAUGCACUAUACGAGCAUUUCUCAAGUUCCUUCCAUUUUCUAGACCGUGUACUUUUCAAUUUUAUAUGCACGUACAAUUUGUUUGUUAACGCGUGACAUCGCGCCGAGAGAAUGUUACGGAAACUGUACCGGCCUCGGGUGCAAUUUCAUUUUAGUGAACGUAGAACAAUCGACGAGCGAGGAUCGAGUGUACUCGAUGUAAAUAAUUUUCUGCUAACGAUGUAUGCAGCUUUGUUAUCGUUUAGGACACGUGCGAUAGCGUUUGUAUUAAAUCGAUACACGAAACUGCGGACCGAUUAAAGGUCGAUUCAGACUAUACGACACGGACCAGCAACGACACGACAAAACAUUCAAACAAGCGUUUUAAUGGAACUAUUCACACUCAACAGACACCGAUCUGAACGUUCCGUCAACGGGAACAGCAUGAAUAGUUCCAUUAAAACGCGUGUUUGAAUGUUUUAUCGUGUCGGUGCCGGUACGUGUCGUUGCCGGAACGUGACGGUCCGUGUCGUAUAGUCUGAAUCGAUCUUUACUCGACUUUUCAUCGACGUUACAUGGGAAACCGUCCUGUCGCAGGUUUACCGUCAUUCCGAUACAAAUGGAAACGUGGAAAGAAAGACAUUAUCGAAAUACUCCGAGUGUAACGUCGCUUAAUUUUAACUCUUUGCCGUCCCGUGCCCGACUGUACUGGAAACGGAAUAUCUGGACUGCAAACAGUUAAAUGCAUCUUUUGUGCAUCUUUUGUGCAUCUUUUGUGCAUCUCUUAAGGGGCAGUUUGCGUACUUGUAUAAUUAAUUUACGCGUUUUGUACUCGAUCGAACAAUGCCUGAUAGAUAGAGGCGGCAGCCUCUCUAGAAUUAGAAAUUAGAGACCACUAAAGCCUCUAUCUUUCUCACGUAAUUGAAACGGCAAUUAGGUGUGAUUGUUCACGGUAAACUUCACCCUGGUCAGGUCUCGUAAUCUCCGUCAGAGAUUUUCUCUAAUAAAUGUACCGUAUACAUGGGAUAUUUAACCCUUUGCACUCGAGACGUGACUCUCAGUCACCAUUAGGUUUCACGCAGCGAAUGUACGAUACCUAAUCUGCGAUACCUUUCUUUAGGUUUAAUUUCUUUGGAGCUCCAAUUGUCGAUAGAAAGAUUGUCGUCGAGGUGAUCUUGUUCUCAAAUCUAGUUAGCUUAGAAUUCAUGGCAAUUGAAUGCUUAAGAAACAUCUCGAGUUGCUGGCAGAUACCAGAUAAAAAUGCCUCGAGUGCAAACGGUUAAUACAGAUUGCGCAAUUACUCGCGAACGAUUCGCACGCGUCUAUCAUGUUACUGCCGAACGUUUUUAUGAAUCUUUUGAAGUACAGAAUGUAAACGAACGUAUUCGUCGCCGUGAAUCUUUGUUCCGGUUUCGAAACCGGAAACGUUCAAGUACUUCAAGACGCGUAAAUCGCGCCACGACGAAUACUUCUCUUUACACCCUGUACAUUUAGGGCCUUAUCACGCACUACCUUGCUGCGUCGAACACAGACUUUAAGGACCACGUAAGAAAUGCGAACCAUAUCACGCGGAUACGUUCCCUGGAACGAAGCCAAGCCUCGUGUUAGUACCUACGAUAAAAUCCACAAACUGAACAACAACAAAAAAUGAAAAAAAAAAAGAGAAAAAAAAAAGAAAACAGAACGUUUGAUAUUUGAAUCUAGAGGAUACGUAAAAAAGACACACAAAAAAAAAACAACAACAACAACAAAUAACAAAUAGAAACGAACGGAUGCCUAAUAUAAAAGUGUACACAGUAGGCUAAAAUUUUCAGAUGGAAGAGAUGGCGUAGAGCGAGCACGGGCGAACUAAAGACUGUUCCAAAGGAAACAACGCUCUGUUAAUUAUUUCGUGGCGGAACGAACGAAAGAAUCGACGCGAAACUUUUCCCUGUCUUACUGCCUUAACCGAAUGCUGUUACCGUUUAAUAGUUCGAAGACGUUCGAUGGAGACAACGACGAGCAUGUCACAAGAAUCAUUGUUCUUCUUGUCACUGUCUUGUUACUGUUCGUAUCGAGUUAUAAGUGUUAGGAAUAAUAACGAUAAAUUUUAAGCCUGAAAUUAAAGGUGAGGUUUUAAGGGAGGGGAGAAUGGUCCAGCUAAUGUAUUUCUCUAAUGCAUAUAAUUUCCAGAUAUAAUUAAUGUUUGUUAUUGAAACUUUUUGUACGUUUAAAGGGACGUUCAAAGAAGACAAUUUGACAGUGUAGAUUUAAUUCGAAUGUACACUUAUAUACUACAUUGUAUGUAUAUAUACUAUAUGUAUACAUAUGUAUAUAUAUGUAUAUAUAUAUAUAUGUAUAUAUAUAUGUACACAUAUAUAGAUAUAGUAGUUGCAAGGAAAGAAUUCGGUGAAAGCGUUCAAAUUAAAUCUACACUGUCAAAUUUUCUUCUUUCAACGUCCCUUUGUAUGUCAAACAAGUUGUAUAUAUAUGUAUAUAUACUAUAUACAAUACAGAUAUGUAUACAUAUAUAGAUAUAGUACUUGCAAGGAAAGGAUUCGGUGAAAACGUUCAAAUUAAAUCUACACUGUCAAAUUUUCUUCUUUCAACGUCCCUUUGUAUGUAAAACAAGUUGUAUGUAUAUGUAUAUAUACUAUAUACUAUACAGAUAUGUAUACUAUAUACUAUACAGAUAUGUAUACAUAUAUAGAUAUAGUACUUGCAAGGAAAGGAUUCGAUGAAAACGUUCAAAUUAAAUCUACACUGUUAAAUUUUUUUCUUUCAACGUCCCUUUGUAUGUAAAACAAGUUGUAUGUACGUGUAUAUAUACUAUAUAUAUGUAUAUAUAUGUAUAUAUAUGUAUAUAUACUAUAUACUAUACAGAUAUGUAUACAUAUAUAGAUAUAGUAGUUGCAAGGAAAGGAUUCAGUGAAAACGUUCAAAUUAAAUCUACACUGUCAAAUUUUCUUCUUUGAACGUCCCUUUAUAUGUACAAAAAGUUUCAAUAACAAACAUUAAUUAUAUCUGGAAAUUGUAUGCAUUAGAAAAAUACAUUAGCUGGACCAGACUUCCCCCUUAAGGUAUUAAUGUUAGUCCCCCUUGUAAUUACAUUGUAAUAGUUGCAAGGAAAGAGCUGUAACGAUAGCGACAAAUGUUAAGCUUCGAAUCGAAGACAGAAUAAUAAGAUAUUUAUUUAUAUAUUCAAGAAGAAAUCGAUAGGAUUAAAUUAUUUUAUUAAUAAUAGCGACAAAUGUUGUUUGACAUUUGUGAAAUCAAAAGAUGUUCUACUUCCCGCUACUCACGGGGAUUCACCUUCGUGAAACUUCUCCAAACUUUUUCCAGUCGACGUGCAGUAGGUGUAAUGUAUUCGUACAGCAAUACAAUUUGCCAAAAAAACAUUUGUGUGAGAUUGUAGUUUCUUAAUUUCAUUUUUUAUAAUCAAUGUUUAUUUUACAUAUUCUCGGAAGUCUCUAAGAUGGAUAUAGUCCAAACAACAUUUACUAGUUAAUAUAAUUUGUGAAAUGAACAAAAUAAACGCGAAAAGUGGGUAAAAGUAUAGAUGCAAUAAGUAUUUGUACGAUUCUUGUGACUAGACUGCGGAUCUUUAUGCAAAAUAAAAUCUUGGCGAACGUGCCUACGAAAAUUGAACCUAAAUAGGAAUUUAUUGUAUUCUGCAAAUAUUAUAACACGAUCUCUACUUUCAAUCUUUUUUAUAUUCUUCGAUAUUGUUUGUAUUUUGUAGUUUCUUGGAUAUUCGAAUUUCCUAUAAAUGCAUAAAGAUCAGCAGUCUACUUAUGACGAACCAUUUACAGUAGAGUUUGUAACGUAAACACGUUAGUUUAUGGGCCCGGUACGAAUUAGAAAACAUCAAAUUUCCAGUAAAGUACUUUUAAAAAAGGCUCUAAUAGAAGAAUGGAAAAAGAUCCAACUUCGAAUAACUAAUAAUUUAGUUAAUUUAACGCUUAAAAGAGUUGCAAUAAUUAUUACUUAAUGGUAUUAUAUACUUAUAAAUUAAUGUAAAUUUCUUUUUUUUUUUUAAUGAAGUUUUAAAAAUUAAACAGUUGUGCGAAUACUUAUUGCUUCGAUAUUUCUAUCGAUUAAUUAUUUUUUUCUUGUUAAUUUCGCAACUUACAUAAAUAGCUAUUCUUUUUUUUUUGUAAUCUAUCUAUUAUAGAGAUUUCCGAGAUCAUGUAGAAUGUCAUUGUUUAUAAAGAAUAAGUUAAUACAUUACAAUUUUACAUAGGUUUUUUUUUUUUUUUUUUUUUUUUAAUUGAUCGGUGUACGAAUACUUUCUACACCCACUGUAGAUUCUUUCGUUGAUUCCGCCAUUGUUUUAGAAUCGGUAAACAGACGAGAUGAAUCGUACAAUAUAAAUCGAUCGAUCUGUUGCUGAAUUUUUAGAGGGACGAGACCCGUUCUUUCUCUCGAGUUUCUUCGAGUUCAGCAUCGUGUUGAAUUAGCACGAUUAAUUUUGAGUGUAACGAGUUCGUACCUCCGUUUAUGGUUCCUGUAAUCGUUACUUUCAAUGCGUCCUGAAUCCAGGAUAAAAUUGGCAGAGAUAGGUUCAAGCUCAAACUUUUGAAAAAGCACUUACAAUAAAAUUUUUAUUUGAUAAUAAUUAAUUAUACAAAGCAUAUAUAAUAAUGAAUUUAAAAUACAUAUAUAUACAUGUAUUAAUUAUAAGUAGGAGCGUAAUUAAAUUAAAAUUUUUUUCU
Molecule: messenger RNA, 12469 nt
Organism: Hylaeus anthracinus
Lineage: Eukaryota; Metazoa; Arthropoda; Insecta; Hymenoptera; Colletidae
Gene: Trpm
Product: transient receptor potential cation channel trpm
Exons: 18
Coding region: 1224-6284 (1686 amino acids)
Biological process (GO): monoatomic cation transmembrane transport; protein tetramerization
Cellular component (GO): membrane
Molecular function (GO): monoatomic cation channel activity
Source: RefSeq, a predicted model, not a curated record